Molecule: messenger RNA, 770 nt
Organism: Teleopsis dalmanni
Lineage: Eukaryota; Metazoa; Arthropoda; Insecta; Diptera; Diopsidae
Exons: 4
Coding region: 76-732 (218 amino acids)
Source: RefSeq, a predicted model, not a curated record
UUUUACGUUAAUUGUUUAUCAUAAAUAGUAAAUUAUAAUUAUAAUUUAUUAUUUAGAAUUUAUUGAUUCUUUAAAAUGAAACGAAAAUUUCCCGUCACUAAACGUUCAUCUUCAAAAAAAUCUAAAAAAACUGACAAUGGUGAGCAACACCAGUCUAAAGCAACACUAGAUUUCCAACCGCAGCCCGAAUUCGUCGAUGUUGCUUGCAAAGAAAUAAAUGCGGAAGACACAGCAACCUGGGUUAAAUCUCGUUUACAAUAUGAAUUAGAAAACGCUCUUAGUGACGAUGAAGACGAGUACGAAAUAGAAGCAUUGUCAAGCGCAGGAUCGAGUUUUAGGAAGUUUGAUGAUGAGGAAAAGUGUAUAAAAGUAGAGUAUGCGCUUGAGAGUCAGUGCGUACUUCCUGAAAUGGACGAACAUAAUAACGAGGAUGAAUUACUUAUUAAGGAUUUAAUUAUAAAUAAAAAUUCAAGCAAAGCUUCGUCAUCUGCGUUAAAUACACCUGCAUCAUUACAAGCUGGGAAUAGCAAAAUAGUGGAGAAAUUGGAAAAACUUCAUGUUGAACGCAAAGGUAUAGAAAAAAUGUACUUAGAAUAUAUGCAAAAGCGAGAUGAAAACCGAGCGAAACGUGCUCUGGCGGUAAAUAAACGCAGCCGUGACAAGAUUAACGAAAUAAAAUCUUUAAUGGCAGAGAUUUCAACGUUAAAUGAGAAAUUAGAGUUAGAGAAUUAAUAUUUAUAUUCAAUUUUUUUUUUUAAGUUUAAACUCAA